Messenger RNA from Mytilus trossulus (common blue mussel), 1590 nucleotides. RefSeq lists its product as uncharacterized. Gene Ontology annotation, molecular function: oxidoreductase activity. Lineage: Eukaryota; Metazoa; Mollusca; Bivalvia; Mytilida; Mytilidae. The record is from RefSeq and is a predicted model, not a curated record. The coding region runs from base 1 to 1590 and encodes 529 amino acids. The transcript has 5 exons.
AUGAUUGCAUUGAUGAAGCUAUUUGAAGCUGCUUUACAGGAAAUCGAUGAUCGAGUUACUUUGCCAUUCUUUGAUAAUAGAUUGGAUUAUAACAUGUAUGACCCAAAGGAAUCAAAUUUUUGGGGCGAUAAUUUCAUGGGCGAUCACAGAGGUGUGGUAUCAAAUGGACCAUUUAGACUUUGGCGACAGCGUAAUGGUGCAUACUUAGAAAGAAAUGGUGGAGAUUCUGGUUCACUGAUAUCACCAAGAGGAAUAAGGAAUGUGCUAUCUAGAAGAAGAAAUAUUGAUAUGUUGUCACCUUGGGCAAGUGGCAGAUAUGGUCUUGAAAACUACCAUAACGCCGUUCACGUUUGGGUUGGUGGUUCAAUGCUUGGAGUAAAUACCGCUCCAUCAGACCCAGUAUUCUUUCUUCAUCACUGCUUUAUAGAUUAUGUUUGGGAGCAUUUCCGACAAAGACAAACUGUAGAUCCUGAGACGGACUAUCCAUUUGACCAGCGUGCUCCGCCAUCUCACGCACCAAACCGAAUCAUGGAUAACCUAGAAACUGGGAAGAGGAAUAUUGACGGGUAUAGUCAUGCAUACACAAAUCAAUAUUACAGAUAUGCGAGAAGUCCAAGAACAUGUCGCCAAUGUAGAAACAGAUACCCCUAUCUUAGAUGUGGAGACUGGAUCAGAGGACUCUGUUCUGCUACAAACAGACGUGAACAAGAACAGCCAGAGAAUAAAGAUCUAGGGAUAACAAGAAAAUUUUCAUCCACAAUUACAGACAAAAGAAAGACACCACCACGUAAAAGGAGAUCAACAGGUGAUUGGCUAGUGUACGAACAUUUCUUAGAGGGAAAAAAAGUCAGCAAAAUAGGACAAACAAAAAGAUCGAUAAAUUCAAGGCGAUAUAAUCAGAAAAGGCGAUACAAUCAGAAAAGGCGAACAUCUCACAUAACAGACAUGGAUUCUUCCAUGCAAAACUCUUUUUUACUGGAUGGUGAGCCUGAUAUUAAGCGUUGGGUAUUUAUACCGGUUAAAAUUAUUCAUAGACGUCCGUCUGGCUUACUCUUUGGCACAAAAGUGAUAAGGAAUAAAAAUAUUGUAGAUGGGGUUGAUGUAUAUUCAUAUAACAAAUAUAUGAAUUAUACAGAUGAAGAGCAGCAAGCAGCAUAUUCUCAUAGUUUUACGUCCGGGUCAGGGGCAGACAAAGUAUAUGUUCAGGUUGACGGUAUGUCAUACAAUGGAAAGUACAUAGAUUACACGAUAGUUGAUUCUAGAGUCCCUGUAUCUGAAUCUGUUGCCUUCGUUGCUGUUAAAAAUCCUAAACUUAAUUCUAGCAUUUCUUACAUAUCUGCUUACGACUCACAUGGUCGGAUUUGUCGCCCAUAUUGUCAUUCGUACGGGUCAAAUUCUAUCCAGUAUAGGAAAUGUUCCGGGGUGGUUAACCUGACUGAGGAAAAACCUAAGCUAUAUGGUGAAGAUGUCGGGGAGGUAACACAACUACUGUAUAAAUCUGGUAAAGGAAAGGGUUUUUCAAGAAUUGAUGAAAACAUAUUUCUCAGUUUCUACUGCGACUUCCAUGAAAUUCCAUGGGGAAAAUGUUAG